This is a messenger RNA of Salvelinus fontinalis (brook trout), 6833 nucleotides long. RefSeq names its product BRD4-interacting chromatin-remodeling complex-associated protein-like. The coding region runs from base 2365 to 4755 and encodes 796 amino acids. Gene Ontology annotation, biological process: positive regulation of DNA-templated transcription. Gene Ontology annotation, cellular component: SWI/SNF complex. The transcript is spliced from 12 exons. Lineage: Eukaryota; Metazoa; Chordata; Actinopteri; Salmoniformes; Salmonidae. The record is from RefSeq and is a predicted model, not a curated record.
UUCCCUUUGAGUGUAUUAUAAUUUUGUGAUAAAAUUUCAAGGAAAAACACACACAACCUCCUUCCUCCCUUCCUUCUGGGGGGGAAUAGAGUGAGAGUGGAGAGAAAUAUAUCUGAGACAGAACAGGGACAGUGAGAAAAAUAUAUGAGUGGGAAAGGAGGGAGGGAGGAGGAGGAGGGGGGAGCAAAUUAAAAGUUGCCAAAUGGAGAUAUUGGGUUUCAAGAAGAGUGAGACAGGAGUAAGGGUUUGCCUUCUUUCAGUCGUCUUUAUGUUAUGCUAAUCGAAAUAAAUAUUUAUGUCUCGACGCUGUUUAGUCCGUUAGCCGUGUCAACGAAUUCUGUCCGACGAUUCUAAAUAGGCGACAACGGAGCUAACCUAGAACAGGCCGAUGUUUACCAGUAAAAAAAAAUCAUCGGUCAAAUAAGUAGCCCCAAGAGCUGCUUGAUGGAAGACUCCGCGCUCUAGUAAAUUCCACGAUUGAAAUACGUCUGUUCAGCAAAUCGAGAGAAAUGUGACGUUUUGCAUGCUGGCAGAUGAGCUAAAUACCGUAGAAGACAAGUGGUAGCCUUAGUCUACCCCAACAGAGAAAGAGCACGUCAGCUAGAGGCUGGAAGGACAGGCUUUUUGUGCUCGAAUGCGAUUCAUUGCCCGUCGAUUCAGUCUAUUUUUGGACAUAAAAAUAGCAAGCUGUACAUUAACUGGCUUUCUUAACGACGCCAAAGAUUGAGCGCUGUGCCACGACUGUCGUUAGCUAGCGGUUCGACUCAGCACAAUGCUAAGAUUUGGGAGGGUGUUAUUGCGAUGUCGAAAUUCAAUUGGAGCAAAAUGUUUCGACUAUUCUUCGGAUGAGCUGGUUUAGCUAUCUCUUCUUAUACGCCUACUCCGACCACUGGGCGAGUUGUAGGGGGGGGAGAGGAAAUGCUAUAUUUUGUGUUUCUUUUGCAUUUAUUGGCCAGCUAGCUGACAACGUUCUAGCUAGCUGCUUGUUUUCCCACAUUCGGUCAAAUUUAUCUAGUCAAAUCUUUGAUAUUUCAAAGCCAAAUGACAGGGUUUUUGACACUGCGUGUGAAUUUGGACAGUUAACGUUAUUUGACACGUACAAAUGCAAUGUUUAGUGGUGCUAGUUCGCCACUAUGGCAUAAAAUAACCAGUGAAAUGGGCAGAGGGACAUUAUAAAGCUAGCUAAGGUUAGCUAGUCGCGUAGCCAACGUAUACUACGACGCCAUCAGAUGAUUUUCAACUAGCGUUUCGUUAACUAACAAGACUUGAAGGGACCAUCCAAGAGCGCGUGUAUCGGUUUAAUUUGUGAAGUAAAAUGUAUUGUUUUGUUUCCUUUUUGGGGUGUGGAAAACUGCAUAUAAAGUGCCACGCUUAUCUGCGUAUGCCAUAUGUCUGGUUAAGGACAAACUAGCAGCCCAACUAUUGAAAAUACAACUAGUUUCGCAAUUUCAAAACGGCCAGUUAGAUCUGAUUAACCAUAGUCGUGUAAUUCCCUACAUUGAACUACUCGAUUGUAGCUGAGACUUUGUCGCAUUGCUUUGAGUCUCAUCAGGCUUUUCUUUCUCAAAUAAAGAUGGUGGCGGAGUCGCCAUUUUGUUUCAUACUUGCUAAAUUUUUCCAGACUGAUACGGGAGUACGAGGCUACAUCACUGAUUUGACACAAUGUAUCAGAUUUGUAAUUCGACAUGACGUCGAAUGAACGGUACAAAUAAGUAAAAAAAAUAAGUCUAUAAUUGGGACACAUCACAGUAUAUUAGGCCCCCUACAAUGGCAAUCCAUUUUUCAAAGCCCCACCUUGUUUAACCCUGGCAUUGCAGCUCUAUGAAUUAACCAAAUAACAGUUUCGCCCUUGAGAAUAAUAUGAUACUAUUGCUAUUCACUGUUCUAUGGCCCCUUCCGCCAUGAUACAAGGUCAACAUAGGAGUUAGUUAUGUGGAAUGUUGGCUAUAGAACAAAUUUAAAUGCUUUCUAAACGUUCAACUCCCAGACAACCUUGAAAUUGAACAGGGUGGAGUUAUUUACACCGAUGGCCAUCUUCAUUCUAUGGGAGGUGACAGGAGAGACGACCAAUGUGCAGGAGAAGGGUAGGGUUCGGGAGCGUCACUCGCGGUCUGCUGUAGAGCAUGGUGCUUGCAACGCCAGAAUAGUGGGUUGAAUGCAUACGACUGUAAAUCGCUUUGGAUAAGAGCGUCUGCUAUAAUUUCAUAUAUUAUUACUCUCAGGGAAUCUGGAUACUAGGUGGAGGGAUAGGGGCAAUACUGUACGUACUGUUCUCUUAACCUCGCUCUCUCUUUCCUGUAUCUCUCUCACCCUGCUCCCUUCCACUCCAGCACAGAAAAUAAAGGGUGGUUAAUUAAUGAUUCCAUGCUCGCUGUCAGAAAGCUCUCUCUCACCUCGUCCCUCUCUGCUUUCACCUCUCCUCUCCCAGGUGUCAUGGAUGAUGAGGACGAUCGCCGUCUUCUGGAUAUUAUAGGCUCCCUCCCUCUCUCCUUCAGAGAUGUGCAGGCAUUGAAUGACUACCUCCACGGCUCCACCAACAAGUCUAUUGAGGAGGAUGAUGUGACGAACGCAGCGUAUGGCUCUGCUGGAACCUUCUUCACUAGUAACACUGCUGGCUCUAACUCCGGCCUCAAAGAUAGCGAGUUUGAGGAUUCAGCGGGUGCUGGCCUCCAGCUUUCCAGCAGCCUAUCGUUCAUCGAGGAUGAGCUGGGGGGAGGAGCCUCUCCAGGAGGAAUGGAUCUUGGAGGAGGAGAGGAUCAGCACUUUGACAUCCUGCAGAAGUCUCUCAUGGAGGCAGACAUCACUGAACAGACUCUGGAACAGGAGGCCAUGCUAGACUCCCAACCACCUCCCCCUCCGGCCCCCUCCCCGUUCCCCGCCCAGCUGGUCUCGGGGGGGUACAGCGGCGGGGUCACCACGGCGACAGCAGCGUUUCCCAGUGGUCAGUUCCUCCAGGGCGUAUCCCAGGUGUCCCAGCUGCCCAACGGCCAGGCAGGGGGGCACAUCCAGGUGUUGGGGUCCUUCGGAGGUGGUGGUGUCCAACAGAUCCUCCUCCGGCAGGGUGGGGAGAUUGGGGGGGUGAUGGGGGGAGUAGCAGCAGGGGGGCAGGUGUUCGCCGCCUCCUCCCAAAUGGGCCAGGUGAACCAGGUGGGCUUGCCCUUUAAAAAUAUCCCCCUGCAGAACAUCAUCAUCCAGAGAGGACCAGGGGGCACCCAGGCCCUGGUCAGACCUAUCCAGCCCAAACCCCUUCAAGCUGGGGCUCAGACAGUCUACAGCCUGGGACUCCAGACCACAACCACCACCAUGGUUAAUACUGCGGCCCAGGGACACUACACAGCUAACGGCUCCAUCCUGGUCCACUCUCCGCUGGGGCAGCAGACCCAGGGACAACAAGCCCAGGCCAACCUGGCCCCAGGGCAGUACCUGGUCCACCACAAUGGCUCCUCAGACCCAUCCCAAUCAACCAUGGUAGCCAAUCAGAACACAGUGCAGCUUGUCACCGGGCAGAACUUCACGGCGACCGCAGGUGGUCAGCUGAUCCAGGUGGGAGGCAGUCAGGUGGGAUUAGGAGGAGCCAUGACCCAAAAAUGGCAGACUUUUCCUGGUACUAGCCCUGCCCCCAUCCAGGCGGCAUCAAAUCAGGGGUGUCUGACGCUGGUUGGCACAGCGACCACAGGGGUUCGGGGUCAGGUGUCGUGCAGCCCAGUGCAGCGCCUCGUAGUGACUCAGAACAGCAGCUCCCUCUCCCCCAUGUCUCUCUCUGGUACUGGUACUGCCACACAGGACGAGGAAUACUCACAGGCUCAGACACAGCUUGUCAACCUCCUUGGAAACAAAGCUGUGAAAACAAUGACCUCCAUGAGCCAAGACUCCCUGCUAAACACACAGGUCAGCGCUCAGAAGAGGCCGGCCCCUCAGCAGCUCACCAGAGGAGCAAUGAUGCUACAUCAGUUGACGAUGGAUCGUUCAGGGGUUCUGUCACCUGACAUCACCCGCUUCACCUCAUUGGAUGACGCACUGCACAGACUCCUCCCCUACCACAUGUUCCACGGUGCUCCGCCCAACAAGGAAGAGUUUUCUCAAGUGGAUGAUGAGUUUGAGACGAUGGCGACUCAGGUGUUGAAGAGAACCCAGGUUAUGAUCAACAAAUACAGACGACUGCUGAUGGUGGAGGCUGAGCGCUCCAGUCCCUCCUCAGAGAUGGUGAUGAUUGACAGGACCUUUAACCAAGAGGAACGCCAGAACCUGACACAGGACAAACGUAUGAUACUGGUUGACCCAGAUGGCUUCUUGGAAGAUUUCUGUUGUGCGGUGAAGCCGUCUCCCCUCUCUCCCCCCUGCCUCCCCUUGGACCCUCUCUCCUCCCCCUCGUCCAGCCAUGGCCAUAGACAGUCAGUGAGGGGGGUGACCACAGACCCCCCUUACAGGACAGACCCCCAGUCAGGCUAUGGAGACCCGGGGGGAGGUAGUGGGGGAGGAGGAAUAGACUCUUAUAAGAGUAUCAUUGACCUGAAGAGGACUCAACAUAGCAACUAUGGAAACAAAGCUGCUUGUAGCAACAACAACAACAACAGCAACUAUCACCUUGGAAACGUGGCUGCUACGGCCACAGCGGCAGUGUCGACAGGGACGGAACAGACUCAGCACCUGUCUCACCUGUCCUCUCACCCCCAGGCCCCCCUACCCCUCCCUCCCACCCCGCCCGACACAGACUCGGUUCUAGAGGCAGCCGUCAACAGCAUUCUAGAAUGUUAGACAGACUGAUGGGCAGACGUGCCCAUCACUCUAUCGUUCCAUUUCUCCAUCUUUUCCCCCCAGGGAUUACAUGUUUGUUGUUUAUUUUCUGCUUCUCGCUCUCAUUGUCAGUCCAGUUCAACCACCUCUGAGUUAGUUACAGCCAUAGAAAUAUAAUCUAGAUUGUAUUUCUAUGGUUACAGUAUUAUGUUUACUGUAGGACAGCCAGGGGUCAUGAUCUUUGUGACAUCAUACUGCUCUAACAAUGGAAAUACAUGUCCUCUAAGAUGGAAGGCAGGUGGGAGGUGGCGAGAUCAGGUAGGACUAUUUUAGCCAAUGAGAGGGCAGAUACGUGUGUGAUUAACAGGCUAUAGAGAUAGAUGGACGACUCAUCUCUGUAUCUGUGCCAUCAUAGCGUCUGUGACAGCAUGGGCAGCACCAUUGAGGCUAUUUCCAUUUUAAAGUAGUACAUUUUCUUCUUCAUUGGCCGAUUGCUUCCAACUCAAUAGGAAUCCCCACCGAGUUGGCUACUUUAAAUUGGUGGAAGCCCCAAUGGCCACUUUAAAACAAGUUAUAUCCACGAUGAGUCCUCUAUAUACAGUAUCUCUAUGACAACAGGUACAACUCAGAUAUUAAUGCCACGUGUGUCCACUUAUAUCAGUGCAUUUGUAACAACCGAACCGUUGCAAAACUUCUAUUUGAUCAAAUAAGCCUCAUGUAGCAAAUGAGCAAGUACAUUUUUUGUUGACCAAAUUCGACACCCUCUCUCAUUGACCUCUAUACAAAAAUUCCUGAACCCCAAUGUUAGGCUACGUCCCACAAUGCUGAAGUUCAGGGAGGAGGAAGAUGAUGAUUCUGUGCCUGAGAAAUUCUACGUUGUCCUUGAAAUGUUUACAUGAAGAAGCCUUGUAAGAAAUGUCCUUUUUAGACCUGACAUUACACACCUACACAUAAAAUACAGUAGUAAUUGAUGGUUUUGAAAACUACAACAAAUAUAGCUAUUUUUGUGUUUUCUACUUCAGUCUUCAUGGUAAAGUCAAGCCAGAGAGACUCACUCACACUCUGUGUCUAUAGAACGACUAAACAAGCAGCUUUUGGUUUUCUGUCAGUUUUGUCAUUUUCUUAUUUGGCAUUUUUCUUUUGUACCUUAAAGGUAUGUGACGCCCCUCUGCACUCACACACAUUCACUCUCGUCAGAGUGUAUUGGUGUUGGGGGGAGCUAACUCCUCAGAUUGAGGGAGAAAUGUUUCGACGUGUUUAUCUUUUUGUUUCAUUUAUUUUUUAUUUUUUUUAUAAAUCACUAUUUGUGUUGUUAGGGAUGUGUGUCCCAGUGCAACCACUGUAACCGUCGUGAGAUUUAAUGACCCUGGAAGGUCAUGGGUUGUAUGUGUAUGUCUCUGCGUACGUACGCUGGACGAAUGUUACUCAUUACUUCGCCCACUUAACUUUCCUCUCCUCCAUUCUAUCCAUCACUUCACUCAAUCCUCCUGUCCCUCCCAACAAUUAUACCCCAAUCAACAGGAGGAGAGAGGGGAGUGUCUAUGCUCAUAAAUUGACCGAAUGGACAGACUGAAGGCUUUAGAGAGAGAACACAGCUGUCUGUUUUACAGUUUGUCUCGUCAACCCUCUGUAUUUCAGCCCUGGUCCUGACCACCUCCUUGUCUCAAAUUACACCCUAUGCCUGUGAUAGUGCACUACUUUUGACAAGCUUAUGUGGCGUGGAGCAAAAGUAGUGUACUUGAUGGCGAACAGUCGUUUCACACAGGAGUGCCUAAGGUUGAUAUACUAGGCUCUUUCUGCCAAGGAGUGACACAUUUUUACUUCAUUACCCCCAUUUUCACUGUUUACUUUUGUUUGUCUCACUCUGUACAUGAUUUGUAUAGUUUUUAUAUAUAUAUCUAUAUAUAUAAAAAUGAAACAAUAUUUAUACUUUUUUGUAAAGAAAAAGAAUGUAAAAGUUUUUUUUUUGUAUUCUGUUGGCUAUGAAGUGUUCCAAGAGAAAUCGUUACAAAUACUGUCAGUUGUUCAUUUUUAGUUUGUGUUCACUACAACAGAAAGAGAAAAGUCAACAAUAAAUUCAUUUUGAAUACAAUCAUAAA